AUGUUAGGAAUCGGGCGCGAGCGCCUACCCCGGCCUCUCGAAUUUGAGCAAAUGGAACAGGGACUAAGCUCUGCCUACCACCCGCAGACGGACGGGCAGAGUGAGCGGGUGAAUGGGCUUCUGGAGCAGUACCUCCGGUGCUAUGUGAACUUCCAGCAGACCAACUGGGUAGAGCUGUUACCCUUUGCCGAAUACAGUUAUAACAACAGCCUGCAUGGUUCGAUAAAGGUCUCCCCGUUCCAGGCUGUGCACGGGUUUGCUUUGAUUCUGGUCGAUGACCACAGCAGAUUUGCGUGGGUGUACGCUAUUAAGCAUAAAAGCGAUGUAUGUGCAACUUUCAAGUACUGGGCUAGAAGGGUGCAGAAGCAGUUAAAUGCCAGAAUAGCCUCACUUCAAACAGAUCAAGGGGGCGAAUUCCAAAGCAAAGACUUUGCCAACUAUCUGAGGCAAGAGGGCAUAAAACACAGAGUUGCCAAAGUUUCCUCUCCGUGGGAAAACGGGGUCGUUGAACGGAGAGCAGGGGUACUCCAGGGUAUCUGCCAUGCUUUGCUAGAAGACAGUGGUUUAAAGCUGGCAUACUGGGGUGAAGCCUUGAAAACGUCCUGUUACAUCUCUAACCGUUUGUGGACGGAGGCUAUAAAUGUCAUACCCUACAGGGUCUUGUAUGGGAGAAAGCCAACCCUGGAUCACCGUAGAAUUUUUGGGUCUAAGGCAUGGGUGAACAUUCCUCUAGAUAAGAGGAGGAAGGGAGGUGCUAAAGCCAGGAAACUUGUGUUCGUGGGGUAUCAGAACGGCAUGAAGUCUUAUAGAUUCGUGGACGGUAAUGACUUAAUAAAACUGAGUAGGUCUGCCUCGUUUUGCGAGGAUGAUAAUUGGACCAAAAUCGAUGCCAAUGAAAUGCCCAAAGAAACUAAAAUGCAACUGUCUCUGACAAGUGAGGAGGGGCAAAAACCAGAAAGCAAGCAGGCUCCCUCACUGGAGCAGAAGGAGGACAGUGCGAGUAGUUCUGAAAGCAUUAAACAGCAGGAGACUUCUGAGGCUGUAAAAAGGGAGCCGGUUGAAAUCAGGGUCUCUGCAAGAGAAAAUAAAGGCAGUGGAGAGACGCUGUUGAGCCGCUGUCUUUCUGGAGGUGUGGAAACGGCUGAUUUUCCUCCAGUCCAGGUGUUUCGGCCGGAGGCAAAGGUGAUGAAAGAGACCCUGAGAAAGAAUCUGGAUCCUCAUUUCUCUGCUGCUUACAUUUACAACACCCCCUGCCCCCUGAAUGGGAUUACAAACAUCCCCUUUGACUGUGACCUGGAAAAGAUCCUGUCAAGAACCCAAGCCUGGGUCCCCCUGCAACAUAGAACCCACACAAGGGAGAGACCUUUUGAAUGUUCAGAGUGUGGAAAGAGAUUCAGUGACAGUAGCAGUCUUCAAAGUCAUCAGAGAACCCACACCGGGGAGAGACCUUUUGAAUGCUCAGAGUGUGGAAAGAGAUUCAGUCAAAGUAGCAGUCUUCAAAGUCAUCAGAGAACCCACACAGGGGAGAGACCUUUUGAAUGCUCAGAGUGUGGAAAGAGAUUCAGUCGGAGUGACUAUCUUCAAAGUCAUCAGAGAACCCACACAGGGGAGAGACCUUUUGAAUGCUCAGAGUGUGGAAAGAAAUUCAGUCACAGUUGCAGUCUUCAAAGGCAUCAGAGAACCCACACAGGGGAGAAACGUUUUGAAUGCUCAGAGUGUGGAAAGAGAUUCAGUCGGAGUGGCAGUCUUCAAAGUCAUCAGAGAAUCCACACAGGGGAGAGACCUUUUGAAUGCUCAGAGUGUGGAAAGAGGUUCAGUCAGAGUGGCAGUCUUCAAAGGCAUCAGAGAACCCACAUAGGGGAGAAACCUUUAGAAUUCUCAAAGUGUGGAAAGAGAUUCAGUCAGAGUGGCCAUCUUCAACUUCAUCAGAGAACCCACACAGGGGAGAGACCUUUUGAAUGCUCAGAGUGUGGAAAGAGAUUCAGUCGGCGUUUCAGUCUUCAAAGUCAUCAGAGAACCCACAUAGGGGAGAAACAUUUUGAAUGCUCAGAGUGUGGAAAGAGAUUCAGUUGGAGUGGCAGUCUUCAAAGUCAUCAGAGAACCCACACAGGGGAGAGACCUUUUGAAUGCUCAGAGUGUGGAAAGAGAUUCAGUCGGAGUGGCAGUCUUCAAAGUCAUCAGAGAACCCACACAGGGGAGAGACCUUUUGAAUGCUCAGAGUGUGGAAAGAGAUUCAGUCACAGUGGCAGUCUUCAAAAUCAUCAGAGAACCCACACAGGGGAGAGACCUUUUGAAUGCUCAGAGUGUGGAAAGAGAUUUAGUCGGAGUCGCAGUCUUCAAAGUCAUCAGAGAACCCACACAGGGGAGAGACCUUUUGAAUGCUCAGAGUGUGGAAAGAGAUUCAGUGACAGUAGCAGUCUUCAAAGUCAUCAGAGAACCCACACCGGGGAGAGACCUUUUGAAUGCUCAGAGUGUGGAAAGAGAUUCAGUCAAAGUAGCAGUCUUCAAAGUCAUCAGAGAACCCACACAGGGGAGAGACCUUUUGAAUGCUCAGAGUGUGGAAAGAGAUUCAGUCGGAGUGACUCUCUUCAAAGUCAUCAGAGAACCCACACAGGGGAGAGACCUUUUGAUUGCUCAGAGUGUGGAAAGAGAUUCAGUUGGAGUCGCAGUCUUCAAACUCAUCAGAGAAUCCACACAGAGGAGAGACCUUUUGAAUGCUCAGAGUGUGGAAAGAGAUUCAGUCGGAGUGACUCUCUUCAAAGUCAUCAGAGAACCCACACAGGGGAGAGACCUUUUGAAUGCUCAGAGUGUGGAAAGAGAUUCAGUUGGAGUGGCAGUCUUCAAACUCAUCAGAGAAUCCACACAGAGGAGAGACCUUUUGAAUGCUCAGAGUGUGGAAAGAGAUUCAGUCGGAGUGGCUAUCUUCAAAGUCAUCAGAGAACCCACACAGGGGAGAGACCUUUUGAAUGCUCAGAGUGUGGAAAGAGGUUCAGUCACAGUAGCAGGCUUCAAAGUCAUCAGAGAACCCACACAGAGGAGAGACCUUUUGAAUGCUCAGAGUGUGGAAAGAGAUUCAGUCGGAGUGACUCUCUUCAAAGUCAUCAGAGAACCCACACAGGAGAGAGACCUUUUGAAUGCUCAGAGUGUGGAAAGAGAUUCACUGAAAUAUUUGUGGAUACUGAGAACCGGCCCUUGUUGGUGGGAGUUCUGCCAAGUCCUGAGAGGGGAAUUAGUGGAAAGUAG
Molecule: messenger RNA, 3243 nt
Organism: Heteronotia binoei (common prickly gecko)
Lineage: Eukaryota; Metazoa; Chordata; Lepidosauria; Squamata; Gekkonidae
Product: zinc finger protein 14-like
Exons: 6
Coding region: 1-3243 (1080 amino acids)
Biological process (GO): regulation of transcription by RNA polymerase II; DNA integration
Molecular function (GO): DNA-binding transcription factor activity, RNA polymerase II-specific; RNA polymerase II cis-regulatory region sequence-specific DNA binding
Source: RefSeq, a predicted model, not a curated record